Symbiodinium necroappetens is the source of this 871-nucleotide messenger RNA. Lineage: Eukaryota; Dinophyceae; Suessiales; Symbiodiniaceae. The record is from the annotation of a GenBank genome assembly.
AUGGAGCAGCAAAAGCCCGAGGACACCACCUGGAAGCAUCUGAAGAUACCUCAGCUCAGCCGCAUCGAAGCCGGAAUCCGCCGCUGCUUCAUCCACCUCUUGUCUCGGGCAGCCCAUGUGCCGAAGGGAAAUGCAUGUUUGCUGAACAGCCACGCGGCAUGGCACUUCUUGACGAGCCUUGCGUCGGAUCCCGACCUCUACGGUGAUCCGGGGGCGUGCGUGCACGCGAAGGUCUAUGCCUUGGCCUUCCUCCUGCAGCGUUUUGAUGACCACAAGCUCAUGAUCGAGCUUGGUCUCAUGGAACGGCUCCUAGAAACCAAGGAGCAAAUCAAGCAAGAGAUGCCACAUCGCAUCCAAGAGCCUGACCUGCCGGACCUGCGACUUCCCUGGAUCCACUGCGUCAUCAGCUUGGUCCUCCUCUCAGGUCCCAAACUCUUCGCCGGCAGCAAGGGCCGCGAGUAUGAGCAGCUUGUCGCUGGUGCGCUCGACUUCGCCAAUGACCUGCAGUUUGAAGGCAGAAGCAAGAUCCAGCGGGAGAUGCCUGGCCUGGCGUUGGACCUCGAGUGCCAGCAGGCACUGGGAGCUGCCCUGGCACCAUUCAGCACGAAAGUCACCCACUUCGCGAGUCUGAAGCCGAAGUUCACGCUGUACUUGCUGGCGCUCAUCUGCAGUGCGCCGACACUCGGGCUCCGACAGCGUGCUUGUGAAUUCCUCACCGAGAUGCUCACGAAGGGACAGCAGCCACACCUCGCUGGUGCGGCCUUCUUGAAAGCAAACUGCUUGGAGAGCUUCCGACGGAUUUUGACAGGGCCGCUGGAUGUGCUGAUCUCAGCAGGGCCGGGGCGGCCCGGGCUUUGCCCUGAAGGUGUUG